This is a messenger RNA of Candidozyma auris, 768 nucleotides long. RefSeq names its product C2H2-type zinc finger protein. Gene Ontology annotation, molecular function: RNA polymerase II cis-regulatory region sequence-specific DNA binding; DNA-binding transcription factor activity, RNA polymerase II-specific. NCBI's taxonomy places the organism in Eukaryota, Fungi, Ascomycota, Pichiomycetes, Serinales, Metschnikowiaceae. The record is from RefSeq and is a predicted model, not a curated record. The coding region runs from base 1 to 768 and encodes 255 amino acids. The transcript has a single exon. Gene Ontology annotation, biological process: regulation of transcription by RNA polymerase II.
AUGUUUGUGACAAGACUCAACCAGGGCCCCAGGCUACCGCUGUUCUCGGAGCUCAUGUCGUCGAUCGGGCCUGAUUUGGAGCCCCAUCUCCACUAUCACCAGAGUCUUCUGCACCAGCACCAGCAUCGUUUCCACCAGCCGACCCAGUAUUUCCAGCUGACGCUACCGCUGGCGCUAUCUUCGCUGCUGCAACCGCACCAACAACAACAACAACAUCAACAUCAUCAACAACAACUACAACAUCAUCACCAGCAAUACUCCAUGCCCCAGCGACCUCUGAGUGUGCCCAGCCAACCACUCCUCUCCCUUCAUGAUGGCCAAGUGCUGCCCACAUCGCCGUUGAACGACCACUCGAUGCAACAACGUCCCGACAUCGCCCCUCUACCUCCUCAGCAGGUGCCUUAUCAGAACAUUGCUUCGCAGCCAAUGUACCUAGGGGACUCGUCGGUGGAGUCGAGCCUGGCCACGGCCACGCCGGCGUCGACGUCAGCGUCGACGUCCAACCUGGGAAGUUCCAUGAGCUCUGUGAGUUCUGUGUGCUCGUACUCGUCCACAGAGCCUCGGCUCAGCAAGCGCAAGCACGCUUGCAAAACGUGUGGCCGUCUGUUCACUACACUGGGCCACUUGGCUCGUCAUUUCCGGACCCACACGGGAGAGAGAAAACACGUUUGUCCGUGGGCCGACUGUGGUGCCCGGUUUGCCCGCCAGGAUAAUUGCAUGCAACACUACAAGACUCAUCUCAACGGGAAGAAUCGUCGAAGCCGCUGA